Molecule: messenger RNA, 954 nt
Organism: Botrytis fragariae
Lineage: Eukaryota; Fungi; Ascomycota; Leotiomycetes; Helotiales; Sclerotiniaceae
Exons: 2
Coding region: 1-954 (317 amino acids)
Source: RefSeq, a predicted model, not a curated record
AUGCAACUCAUUAAUAUCAUCAUUCUAUCUCUCGGCCUCAGUGCCUCCGCCAUGCCCGUUCCUGGCGAUGACCACUCCGUCUCGCACAAUGGCGGAAACAAGGGUGACAAGAACGAUAACUAUGGCGAUCAUGGCAACAAUGGAAAUCAUGGCCAUGACAACGACCGUGGCAAUAACGGAAAUCAUGAUAACAAUGGAGGCAACAAAGGUUAUGGCGGAGUAUCUCACUCAUACAGAGAUGACAAGCACGACAAUUAUGGAUGGAAUAAGGGCUCUGGUGGAGACAACAAAGGUUAUGGCGGAGACUAUAACAACGGUGGCAAGAACGACGAUUACGGCAAUUCUCAUGGAUAUGGUGGACUUUCCAGCUCAUAUGGAGAUGACAAGAACGACAACCAUGGAUAUGGUGGAGGCUCCAUUCACAGAAGAGGCGGCAGAGAUGACAAGCAUGGCAAAGGCAACAAACAUGAUGAUGACAGGCACGACAAUGACAAACACGGUGGCGGAAAGCAUGACAAUGAUGGACAUGACGACCACAAGCACGGUAGUGGAAAACGUGAUAACGGCAAGCAUGGUAGCGGGAAGCAUGAUAACGACAAGCACGACAAUGACAGACACGGUGGCGGAAAGCAUGACAACGAUGGACAUGACGAUCACAAGCACGGUAGUGGAAAACGCGACAACGACAAAUACGACAACGACAAAUACGACAAUGACAAAUACAACAACGACAAAUAUGGCAGCGGGAAGCAUGAUAACGACAAGCACGACAAUGGCAAACACGGCAGCGGAAAACAUGACAAUGAUGGACAUGACGAUUACAAGCACGGUAGUGGAAAACGCAAUAACGACAAGCACAACGACAACAAGCACGACGACAACAAGCACGACGACAACAACAACAACUACGGAUGGAACAAAGGCAACAGCGAAUAUUCCUCUUCCUCCUGGUAA